This is a messenger RNA of Ectocarpus siliculosus, 1426 nucleotides long. NCBI's taxonomy places the organism in Eukaryota, Phaeophyceae, Ectocarpales, Ectocarpaceae. The record is from the annotation of a GenBank genome assembly.
AGCACCACCUGUCUCGCCGUCCUCUACCGCAGCAAGCGCUCACCCUACAACUUCACCUGCUUCCCUCAACCACACACACCCGCUACCACUACCUUCUCUCCUCACUCUCUCUCUCCUCAAAAUGUACGAAGCGAGGCUGCUCCAGGCGUCUCUUCUUAAGAAGAUCAUCGAGGCCGUGCGAGAGCUGGUGACCGAUGCGAACCUCGACUGUUCCGAGUCGGGCAUCUCGAUGCAGGCGAUGGACUCGAGCCACGUCUCUCUCUGCGCGCUGAUGAUCCGCAGCGACGGCUUCCAGCACUACCGGUGCGACCGGAGCCUGUCGCUCGGCCUCUCGACGGGCAGCAUCUCCAAGAUCCUCAAGUGUGCGGGGAACGACGACACGGUGACUCUGAAGGCGGAGGACACAGCAGACGCCCUGACCAUCAUGUUCGAGAGCCCAAAACAAGACCGCAUCUCGGACUUCGAGCUCAAGUUGAUGGACAUCGACAGCGAGCACCUCGGGAUCCCAAAGACAGAGUACAACUGCAUCAUCCAGAUGCCCUCGGCAGAGUUCGCGCGGAUCAUGAGGGACUUGCAAGUGAUCGGGGACACGUGCACCAUCGCGUGCGACAAGGACGGGGUUAACUUCUCCGUAUCGGGGGACAUGGGGAAGGGCAACAUCAUGGUCCGAAACAACACCUCGGUCGACAAGGAAGAGGACAAGGUGACGGUGACGAUGGAGGAGCCCGUCACUCUCAAGUUCGCGCUUCGGUACUUGUCGCUCUUCGCGAAAGCAACCCCGUUGGGCCCCACGGUGACCAUCUCCAUGACACCAGACAACCCGGUAGUAGUGGAGUACCCCAUCGACACCUUCGGCUACGUACGAUACUACCUCGCACCCAAGAUCGACGAGGCUGACGAGUAGACCUGUGUAGACACAUCAGUUUGUUUUUUACGUCUCUCUCGUGUGUUGUUUAUUUUGGACAAAAAAGUUCAUGUCUGUUGGGGCGGGGGCAUCGGAAAGGAUGACGUUGGCCAGCCUGCUGGUGCUGUGGUAGUGGUAUCCACCACAGCAGCCCUUGUUCUGGUGCCAUCGACAGCAGCUGUAGGGCUGCUUGAUACGCAACACCACGGCGUUGUUCAUUUUUGUAAAGUUCCUUAAUUUCUGUGUUGUUAGCUAGACGAAGGGAGGGUAGGGUACAUAAUAGUCGAGAUUUCGUUGGUAUUUUGCAGAGGUUGGGUCUAGUCUUUGUCUUGUUUUGCACGGUGUGCAUGUUUAAACCGGUCGUCAGAGCAAAUGUUCCGUCGCGGUAGACGAGCUUCGUCGAGAGUGGCGUGUAUUCAGAGCGGGCUCAGAGUUGCGCAUGUCUUCGCGCGGAGAGUUGCGGCGAAAGGCUGAAGCCGAUGCUUGUACGACAUGCCCCGCUUCACACACACGACACGGCAU